AUGAAAACGAAAUUAUCACCACAAUCAUCAUGUGGCCAGGAUUACGCUAUAGCUGCAGGCUCUGCAGACGCUGGUGAUGGAGUACCUGGCAACAGUUCAACACAUGUAAAUUUGGCUUACUUUAUAUCACUCCAUAUAACCAACCGAAAUUCCCUCCAAAUGACGCUAUUUAUCUAUCUGAUUAUUCUAGUAAUCGAGUUAUCGCCUGUGUUUCUCACAUUCAAUGAUAAUAUUUAUUUUGAGAAGCGUUAUGAGCCAAGUCUUACAGAUAAGUUUCCAAAAAAUUCAACAGCUUGUCACAAGAGUCUCAAGUUAUUAUCCUAUGUUCUUUUUGUUGACAUUAGAAACACAUUCUACUGCUCUGUGUUUUGGGAACAUCGAGUACUGGACAUAUCGCUCCCUAGUAAUAAUCGUUCAGCAAUACGGAUCACUGGAACAGGCGUCCCGGGAUCAGGAUCUUAUCAAGCGGACCAUCGUCGAGGAAUAUUUGUUGAUAUAAAUUUUAAUUUAUAUGUAGCUGAUCGCGUAAUCAAUAGAAUUCAAUCCUUUCGACAUGAACAGUUCAAUGAAAUUACAAUGGCUGGAAAUAAUAUCCCAACUGGUCUACGUUUGAAUUUACCAAUGGAUGUGAUACUUGAUGGAAAUGAAUUUUUGUACAUUGCAGACACUGACAAUCAUCGUGUUAUCCAUACGUCCAAUUAA
Molecule: messenger RNA, 702 nt
Organism: Adineta ricciae
Lineage: Eukaryota; Metazoa; Rotifera; Eurotatoria; Adinetida; Adinetidae
Source: the annotation of a GenBank genome assembly